Physella acuta is the source of this 978-nucleotide messenger RNA. RefSeq lists its product as uncharacterized. The record is from RefSeq and is a predicted model, not a curated record. NCBI's taxonomy places the organism in Eukaryota, Metazoa, Mollusca, Gastropoda, Physidae.
GUGAUAAGUCGAACUUCGCACAAGUAGGUCAACAGCCUUGGGUCGUGUUUGUAUCGUGCAUAGAUUGGUGCAUCAAUACACGAACACACAACCAACACGCCACCAGUGGGUGCAUUUAUACCCGUGUUGUGCUCACUCUAAGCUACAUACAGCUAAGUCGUGUGCAUUUCUUCAUAUCCUAGAGUGAGUGCAGGUGCUACAGCCGUAUUCGAUACCGCCCAUGAGCAAGAGUUCAGCUUGCCAGAGUUAGGCCUGCCAGAGUUAGGCCGCUUAUGUGAACUUUAUUUGAGAGGCAGACAACAAUUGCCAGAUAUCAGGACUGUGUGCGACGCUCAACUUGUCAGCAUAUGUUACGUCUUGCUGUCUAAAGUGGGGAGUAGAGUCAGCCAGCUGUCGGUAGAAGAGUCAGCCUGCUGUCGGUAGAAGAGUCAGCUAGACCAGCUGGAGAAGCGCCAGGACUUUUGACCGCCUUCAGUGGAGUCAGCACUAUAUUAUUCUCUGCUGCUAUUUUUAACCUGGGAUUUACUACUCGGGAUUUGGGAUAUAGGAUUUAUUAAAGCAGAGUCGAACGCUUGAUGACGUCACAAAGAGCAACACAACUGGACUAACUAAGGCUAUGGCGGACAAGAGGACGAGGGAGGAGAUCCUGGCGGACAUACGACGGGAGGAUGAGAGCAGGGACGUGCCGGUCACUCAAGCGGUCACCAUCGCUGUCCUGGCCAGCGUGUCGUCAUUAGCAGGGACUGUGGCCUGCCUCUCCCUGGGGUUCCUGGAGAUCUACAGGAAAGACGUCACAGCCUUCUGGAUGGCCUGCACGCCAUUUUGUUACCAGUUCAUCACGGGGAUCUACCUGGCCUAUAGGAGGCAGCUCUCUUGUAUUGGGGUGCACAUUACGCUCCUGUUGGCUACACUGCUAGUGGGCGGGGCGGGCUACAUCUACUCUAUAGAGCCUGUCUUCAUGGAGAGGCACAGCUGUGU